Ostertagia ostertagi is the source of this 1380-nucleotide messenger RNA. The record is from the annotation of a GenBank genome assembly. NCBI's taxonomy places the organism in Eukaryota, Metazoa, Nematoda, Chromadorea, Rhabditida, Trichostrongylidae.
AUGAAGCAGCUCGACGUGCCCGGCGUGGGCCUGAGCUUCAUCGACGGCGGCAAGGUGGUCUGGGCCGGCGGCCUGGGGGUGCGCGAGCUGGGCAAGCCGCAGCCGGUGGACGCCGACACGCUCUUCAUGGCCGCGAGCAACACCAAGGCCAUGACGACCGCGCUGCUGGCGCGCGCCGUGGACGCCGGCAAGCUGCGCUGGGACCAGCCCGCGGCCGAGGCCUUCCCGGCCUUCAAGCUGGCCGACCCCGACGUGACGAAGAGCGUGCAGAUCAAGCACCUCGUCUGCGCCUGCACUGGCAUGCCGCGGCAGGACCUGGAAUGGCUGUUCGGCAACGGCGCCGCACCAGCGAAGACAACCUUCGACCAGCUCGGGGUCAUGAAGCCCACCAGCAAAUUCGGCGAGGUCUUCCAGUACAGCAACCUGAUGGUGGGUGCGGGCGGCUACAUCGCGGCCGCCGCGCUCAAGCCGGGCAAGGAAGUGGGCGUGGCCUACGACCAGGCGAUGCAGGAGCUGCUCUUCGGGCCACUCGGCAUGAAGAACACGACCUUCGACUUCGGCCGCGCGCUGCGCGGCAACCGCGCCUGGCCGCAUGGCGAUGCCUUCGACGGCAGCACGCAGCGCGCCAGCAUGGACGUCAACCGCACCAUCAUCCCGGCGCGGCCGGCGGGCGCGGUCUGGACCUCGCCCAACGACUUCAGCCGCUGGGUGCUGAUGGAGCUGAACAAGGGCAAGACGCCCGAGGGCCAGCCGCUGAUCGGCGAAGCCAACUGGGCCGAACGCUACAAGCCGCAGGUGAUGGUGGGCGAAGACGUCUACUACGGCAUGGGCCUGUUCGUGGACAGGCAGUACGGCAUCACCGUCGCCUCGCACGGCGGCGACAUGCUCGGCUUUCACUCCAACAUGAUCUGGCUGCCCGAGUACAACGCGGGCGUCACCAUCCUGACCAACUCCGACGCCGGCGUGCUGCUGCGCGGGCCGCUGCAGCGCAAGCUGCUGGAGGUGAUGUUCGACGGCCGCCCCGAGGCCGAUGAGCGGCUGAAGGUGGCCGUGGCCAACCGCAAGGCCGAGGCCGACAAGAUGCGCCAGCUGCUGACCCUGCCCGUGCCUGCCGACGCGAUGAAGGUGCUCGCCGCCAAGUACGACAGCCCCGAGCUCGGCGGCCUGCGCAUCGAGCGCAAGGGCGGCAAGCUGCGCUUUCAUUUCGCGCACUGGAACAGCGAAGUCGCACUGCGCAAGAACGAGGACGGCACGCAGAGCUACUGGACCAUCGACCCGGGCAUCGGCGGCAUCGAGCUGGUCCGCGACGACAAGGCCGCCAAGCCGACGCUCAUCCUGCGCGACGCGCAGCACGAGUACCGCUUCGUGGCCGCGCGCUGA